AUGCCCAACAGUCCUGCCAUCCAAGCCCCGCAUGUAAUGCACAAGCACUCUAACAAGGGUUUCAUUCUUAGUGUUAGUCCUGGCAUAUUCAAUUGGUCCAGCACCGAAGAAGCUUAUGCUGAAUGCCCUGAACUCUUCCAACUCGAGAACCCCCAAAUGAGAGAUACUUUCGUUACUAAUGGACCUAACGGACCAACAUGGAUGAUAGUGCGGUACCAGGUUGUUAACCCUGGACCCUUCAUCUUCCACUGCCAUAUCCAGACUCAUAUGGCCAAUGGAAUGGCUGUUGCUCUACUCGACGGUAUUGAUGUGUGGCCUCAGGUCCCCGAGGGUGAGGACUAG
Messenger RNA from Penicillium psychrosexuale, 342 nucleotides. Its product is annotated as Multicopper oxidase type 2. The transcript has a single exon. The coding region runs from base 1 to 342 and encodes 113 amino acids. The record is from RefSeq and is a predicted model, not a curated record. Gene Ontology annotation, molecular function: oxidoreductase activity; copper ion binding. NCBI's taxonomy places the organism in Eukaryota, Fungi, Ascomycota, Eurotiomycetes, Eurotiales, Aspergillaceae.